GACGACUCUCAUGCUUUAAAAAAGUUAUCGUUUCCGCGGACUGCCGCGCUUCGCUUUAAUCUCCAGUUAUCGCCUCCGUCCACGGUUGCCCUCCUCUUCUUCUCCCUUCUUCAGACCUUGUUGCAUCGAGGUUAAUCACAAAUCACACAUGCGCUGCCCUGCGCGCUAUCUCCAGUAUGGCCGAGGGUUCGACUGGCGGCACUGGUGGUGCCAUUGCUCGAUCGUCGACCGCUCCGAUAAUCACCGGCAAUGACAAUCCCAGUUCAGACAGCGCCGGCCGCAACAGCGAUAGCCAUGGCCCUGCCACUGUUCAAACUGCCAGUACCUCCAGCAAACCUGGGUCUCUCAGGACCUCUCAGACGUUCCCUCUCGUGUCUCCCUCCCUUCCGGGUCACAAAUCCCCGAGCUUUCAGUCAUCUACGCCAACGGCGCUGUCUUUUUUUGAAGCCAACGCUGAUUCUAGCGCCAUAGAUCCGUUGUCACGACAUAUCAUUAGGCGCACGAAUACCGAGAAAUCGAUUCCCUUGAGGCUACUGGGGAAGGCAUCUUACGAAGCGGAGGCUCGCGGAACGGACGAUUUCAGCCCGACAAAGCUGGGUUCGAUACGGGGAGAUGCAGCGUCAAGUCAAAAAUCUUCCAAGGAUAAAAAGUGGGUAUCCAACUGCCUAUUAUUGAGUCCUUACUCCCCAAAGGAAACACCCAGUUGUUGCAAAUUGCUUUGUUCUUGGCGCAAUGAGACAUUUUCUAUAUAACCCUUUACGUAAAGCAUCAGAACCCGUUCUUUGCUUGAGAUUUCUAGAACAGGAAUCAACUGACUGGCUUUCCCCUUCUGAACUGCAGGAAAGGUGGCUCGUUUCUCAGCCGCAUCAUCCCAACCAGGAAAAGGGGCCAUUUCUCAGCUUCUGAUGACGACAUUUCUGAACCGGACGUCAAUCGCAUGGAUACCGACUCUAUUUCACAGCCGAUAGGAUUCAUUCCACGCUUCCCUCGCCCCCCUAAAUAUAUUAAAGUCAGAGCCCACUUCAAGAAAGAGAAAACAUUCAACCGGGUAUUCGUGGCACAAGAACUGGAUGGUGCGGAUUUCCCAUCCAGCUUGCCGGAUAAUGAUGGAUCUACUAGUACGUCGACUGAAAUCCCAGGCGGGCACAAUGCUGGGAGAGCAAUCUGGGCUCUGGGGUUUUCAAAAGAUGGCAGGUAUCUCGCCGCCGCUGGUCAAGACAAGAAGGUCCGGGUAUGGGCCGUAAUUUCUUCCCCGGCGGAUCGGGAUGCGUUUGAACCUGAAGACUACGAAGGCCAAGAUAGUCGAGAGCUGCCGCGGUUCAAAGCUCCUGUGUUUGCGUCGAAGCCAGUCCAAGUGUAUGAGGGGCACACGGGGUGUGUACUGGAUUUGAGUUGGAGUAAAGUACGAAUCGCCACCCCUUCGGCCCAAAUUGCAGCUGUCUUUUAAAGAAAGGAAAAGGGGAAGAAAGGACAUAUGGCUGACUGUGUGUAACUACGCCAGAACAAUUUUCUUCUUUCUUCCUCAAUGGACAAAACCGUCCGCUUGUGGCACGUCACAAGGUCAGAGUGUCUUUGUUGCUUUAAGCACAGCGACUUCGUCCCUUCCAUACAAUUUCACCCUCGCGAUGACCGAUUUUUCCUCGCGGGGUCUCUUGACACGAAACUUCGACUUUGGAGCAUCCCGGACAAAAGUGUGGCAUUCGUGGCCACUGUUCCGGAUAUGAUUACCUCCGUCGCUUUCACCCCUGAUGGCCGACAUUCGAUCGCCGGAUGUCUCAACGGUCUAUGCAAUAUUUACGAAACGGAUGGCUUGAAGCUUGUCGGACAGCUACAUAUUCGUUCACCACGCACGCGGAAGGCAAAGGGGAGUAAGAUCACAGGGAUCGACACUAUCACUGUGCCCCCUAAUGACCCAAAUGGUGAAAUUAAGGUCUUGAUUACUAGCAACGACUCUCGGGUUAGACUAUAUAAUCUCCGGGACCGAACCCUGGAGGCAAAAUUCCGGGGUAACGAGAACGCGUGCAGUCAGAUCCGGGCCUCCUUCAGCCAUAGCGGUAAACAUGUCAUAUGUGGAAGUGAGGACCGAAGGGCGUACAUCUGGCCGAUUGACUCGUUUGAAAAAGACACAGAUAAACGUGCUGUCGAAGUGCUUGAGGCUCAGUCAGCUAUGGUGACGGCUGCUGUCAUGGCACCUCCGUCGACCAAACAGAUACUGGGGUUUUCGGAGGAUCCAGUUUAUGAUAUUUGCAAUCCGCCGCCUGUGACGCUGGUAAGUAAUGCGCAUACAGGUGACCAGCGCAAUGGCGAAUCGAAUGCACUGCCAGAUCAUGCGAAACUGGCACAGAAGUCACCCAGUUAUCUUGCCCGAUCGACACACCCAGGCGGCGAUAUAAUCAUUAUAGCCGAUUACUCGGGGAAGAUCAAGGUUCUGAGGCAGGACUGCGCGUACCACAAGCGGCGCUUUGAGGCGUUGGACACAGGAUCUACGAUUUCUAAAAGGUUGUUGGGACGCUCCAACUCGGCUCGCCACAGUAUCGCGUCAUCGAAUGGAAAGGAUUCUAUUCUGAAGACGCCGUCGGAGCGGAUCAUAUCAUGGCGCAAUUCGGUUGCCAGAAACGAACGUGCUAGCAUGGACAGUUCUCGACGUGGGACGAGGACUCGAAGCCCGUCUCCUCACAUGUCUCGCUACUCCAGUCCUCAGCGGAACUCCAUGGGGCUACCGGCUGACUAUCGUUCCGUCUUUAUUACAUCCUCCCCACAGUCAGGACGCAAAUCAUCCAUGGACAGUCCACGAUCCAGCGAGGAGGUGUCAAAACCCAGCAGUCAGCCAAUGGUGCACAGGGCCCUUCAGCCUCCGAAAGAGUUCGCCAGCAGUGCGAACCAUGAUAAAGAUAAUCCGAUGUGGUCGCCAGGUGACCAGAGUUAUCUCUUUUGGAACAAGAUGGCCCACGAUGCGCUCGUGGCCAGUUCCAAGAAAUCUCCUGCUUUUCUGAGUCCCAACAACGGUACCGUAUCUGCAGAACGGACAAUAACCGCAAGCACCCUGAGCAGUGAUUAUGCCUCGUCCAAUGGGGAGGCUGAUGAAGGGGAAGUGCUUACGUGCAACCAUUGCCAUGGUACCAAUUUCCGGGCGACCAAAGGAAGAGACGGCAAACAACGACUGACUUGCGUUAAUUGCCGUAAAGCUACCAGUUGAGGCUGCAGGCUUAUGGUGAUUAUUGUUAUGAGUCCACGAAUCUUUUUCAUUUUUUCCAUUUAUGUUGAUUUUGAUGAUGACAAUAUUUGCAGCACAAGAUAAUAUGGAUGGACAUACUUACAUUUCAUUAAAUGCUUUGAUCAUGUGGAUUCCCUUUCUUGUUUUUGGGCAACUUGCAUAUUAGGUUUACAAGCAGCGUCUUCUCUUCACAUGUACAGCAUGUAUUACUAUUAUCAUUAUUGUAUAUAGCAUACCACAAGAUAAUGCUACUACAUGUUUGGCAUAGAUAGAAAUGCAGUGCACAGGGUGGCGCGAGGGCAGUGAAAUAGAUAAAUGCCAAGAAUAGAAACCCUGGUUGUCUCAACUUCGACAGUUUAAAGAGUAUGCCAGGAGAACAUUGCUCGCCAU
This is a messenger RNA of Monascus purpureus, 3604 nucleotides long. The record is from the annotation of a GenBank genome assembly. NCBI's taxonomy places the organism in Eukaryota, Fungi, Ascomycota, Eurotiomycetes, Eurotiales, Aspergillaceae.